UUAUAGAAAGCACGGCGUUUCUGUUCGAACAGUCGGAACGCUGAUUGGAAUAACAUCUCGUAGUUGGAAGUCAAUUGAGAUGAUGAAACCCAGCGAGACCAGUGGAUCCGCUUUCCUGAAGGUCGACCCUGCCUACAUGCAACACUGGAAGCAGCUUUUCCCCCAGACACAGCUGAAGAUCGGCUCCCUGACAGUGAUUCCCAGUCAGCUCCAGUCACUCGAUAGAGCUGGCCCGGCAAACGACAGCCUCCGCCAGCACUCUGGACCUCUCACCUCCUCAUCCGCCUCCUCGUCCUCUUCUUCGGCGUGUUCCCUGUCUUUCUCCGGCUUGACCCCGGUUUCUGUGCCGCAGAUCUCGGUGCUGGGGCAGCGCCCGGUUUCUGAUCCGCCCUCGGCGCUCAACGGCAACCAAGGCAAAGAACUGAGCUCCUCGGGGCCGGAGAGGAUCCCGCCAUUCUCCUUCACAACAGAAGACCUGGACUAUUACCUGUACGGGCAGCAGAGAAUGGAGAUCAUCCCGGUCAACAACCACACCACAGACCCCAAUAACCGUUGUGACAUGUGUGCUGACAAUCGGAAUGGUGAGUGCCCAAUGCAUGGGCCACUACACUCACUGCGUCGCCUAGUGGGUACAAGCAGCAGUGCAGCUGCACCUCCACCUGAUGUGCCGUGUGGCCUGCGUGAGUUGCCACGCGAAGUGUGCUUAUGUACAAGCACCGUGCCAGGCCUGGGCUAUGGCAUCUGUGCAGCACAACGCAUUCCACAGGGAACCUGGCUUGGGCCUUACCAGGGAGUUGCUAUCUCCAGAGAAAAAGUACAAGUUGGAGCUCUCAAGAACAGUCGUCAUCUCUGGGAGAUAUAUGAUCAGGAAGGAUCACUACAACACUUUGUUGAUGGCAGUGACCCCAACAAGUCUAACUGGAUGAGAUAUAUCCGAUGUGCAAGACAUUGUGGGGAACAGAACAUGACGGUUGUCCAGUACAGGUCAUGCAUCUUCUAUAGAGCCUGUGAUGACAUCCCGAGAGGAAUGGAGCUUUUGGUCUGGUACAAUGAUAGCUAUACCUCAUUCUUUGGGAUUCCUUUUCAGUGCAUUGCACAAGAUGACAAUUUGAAUGUCCCAUCAUCUCUUGUUGAUGUAAUGACCAGGCACGAGACGUUACAAUCGUUCAACAAAACUGGCAAAAUGCCACCCACUGGUGUAUACCGUUCACUGAGGUUUCCACAGACAUCAUGCAGCAAAUCACUGUGUGACAAACCUGGGCCCCAUGACUCCAUAGCUAACCACAUGAAUACGAAAAACCAACGAAUACUGGCAAGUCCAACCUCAACCAGUCAUUUAAGUGGAGAAUUCAGUGACUGGCAUCUAUGGAAAUGUGGACAGUGCUUUAAGACCUUUACCCAGCGGAUUCUUCUGCAGAUGCAUGUGUGUCCACAGAACCCAGACAGGCCUUACCAGUGUGGACACUGCUCUCAGUCAUUCUCCCAGCCUUCAGAAUUAAGGAAUCAUGUUGUAACCCACUCCAGUGACAGACCUUUUAAAUGUGGGUACUGUGGACGUGCCUUUGCUGGAGCUACAACAUUGAACAAUCACAUUCGAACACAUACAGGGGAAAAACCAUUUAAGUGCGAGAAGUGCGAUCGGAGCUUCACACAAGCCACGCAGCUGAGUCGGCACCAGCGGAUGCCCAAUGAGUGCAAGCCAAUAACAGAGAGCACAGAAUCAAUUGAAGUGGAUUAACUGAUUGACUGGCUGGAAUUAAACUGCAAGGAAAGUCAUGAUUAAAUGUCAUGGACACUUAAGCAAAACCAAAGAUUUCCUCUGAGCAACUUUCAAUCAGUCCCAGAAAACCAAAAGCAGUAAUAAAAUAAGUAAGAUGUUUAAAGAUAUUGAUCUUGGCAUGGGGAGAGAGAAAAACCGACCAGAAAAAAAAGAUUAUUUAUUUAUGAUUAGAGAUACGACUCAUUUCAGUGGACAAAGUCAAAAAAUGGGAGACUUGCAUAGAUUCUUAAGCCCAGAAUUUCUAAGAACCUUUUAACUGUUAUUUAAUACCAAAGCUAGAAAGAAAUAUUAAUUAGUGGAUUCAGCAAUCCACAGUUGUGACUGAGAAUGCACAUUGUUUUAUUGCACCUUUUUAAGCAUGACUUGAGGGACAUGGCUCCUUUCUCCUUUUUUUUCCAAUGGUAAUGUCUACAUAGUAAUAUGAAAAGCAAAACUUUGCAUUUUGAAUUAAAGAGUCCCAGAUUCAUUGUAAAAUACAAACAGAGAUCUGUUCAGUAUAUUUUCCUUGUCCAAUUAGGGCUUUCUGCAUUGUUCAGUACUCUACACCUUUCAAAAAUAAAACAGUCUUCCUAUUUUACUGAUCAGACAUUCAAAGUGUAAAACUGCAUCAAAGCAACAUUUAAUGAAAAUGUAUUGCUGUAGGACAGCUGCCAACCUGUCUGCCAGCAGAGCCACUAUAUCAGAGGCACGUAUGUAAGUUGGAACAAACAUUUGGCCAUAAAUUGUCUGACAGAAUAAUAAUUCAGCCUGUGUUUGCCUUAUGGGUGAAAUGCUUUUUUUGAUUACAUUAUCCUGCUUGAUUAAUUCUUCUAAACACAUCUAUUACUUUUGAGCACCAAAAUUAAUGUAAAACUAAUGAAAACAUGUUUAACAUUUGUUAAAUUACCAAUUCGGUACCAGAACACCUAAAAUGCAGAGUAAAGACAACACUGAGCUCAUAGCAUCUAACACGUUCCAAGCAAAAGGAUCUGUCUACACUUUCAUGUUGUGUGACCUCCAUUACAAUGGUGAAAUCAACCUAAAGUGAAUGAAGUUUGGUCAAUGAUGUGACUGAUGUGAGUCUGCUCCCAGUACUGAGGUCAAUACUUGUGUGUUUGGAAAAAGGGAGCCACGCACACUGAUCAUUCUGGUAUAUCUGUAACUCGAAGAAUGCAUAAUACACUUGACGUG
Molecule: messenger RNA, 2950 nt
Organism: Chiloscyllium plagiosum (whitespotted bambooshark)
Lineage: Eukaryota; Metazoa; Chordata; Chondrichthyes; Orectolobiformes; Hemiscylliidae
Gene: prdm6
Product: PR domain containing 6
Biological process (GO): regulation of gene expression
Cellular component (GO): nucleus
Molecular function (GO): histone methyltransferase activity; protein binding
Source: RefSeq, a predicted model, not a curated record